This is a messenger RNA of Abrus precatorius (Indian licorice), 2121 nucleotides long. Its product is annotated as ACT domain-containing protein ACR4. The coding region runs from base 443 to 1798 and encodes 451 amino acids. The transcript has 8 exons. Lineage: Eukaryota; Viridiplantae; Streptophyta; Magnoliopsida; Fabales; Fabaceae. The record is from RefSeq and is a predicted model, not a curated record.
AUAGUAACAGAAACGGGUAGGAGAGAGAAAGAGAGAUAGUGACAGACAGAGGGAAAGGGAAGAGAGAAGGAAAGAAAGAGGGUCUGCGUUUUUUGGGGUACUUUUUGGAGCUGCAGGUUUUGGAGCAUCGUGUCGGGGAGGUUCUGAUUUUAGAGCCAAUUUCCCCCCCCCCCCUUUUUUUUUUCCAGGGAAAGAAAUAUUAUUUAAUUAUUAUAAUUUAUAAUUCGUUUAAAUAAUUAUUAUUACUUUCCUAAGUUAUAGACAUAGAGGGAAGAUCAAAGGUGUCUGUGUGAGAUCCCUGUAUAUAAAAUCACGCUCAUAUUUUUCUGUGUAUAUAUAUGCACUGUUACUUUGUAACAACACCACGUUCACGGAGCCUCUUCGUUUCAGAGAGAACCUAGGAAAUUUUGCUGUAGCAGAUCACGAUUCCAACGGAACUGCAAUGGCUUUUAUUUCGGAGGUCAACAUGAGCUUCUCUCACUACAGGGAUGAUGAAUACGAGAAACUCUUCCGGAGAAUGAACCCUCCCAGGGUUGUAAUCGAUAAUGAAACCUGCAAGAAUGCCACUGUUAUACGGGUUGAUAGCGCAAACAAGCAUGGAAUACUUCUUGAAGUUGUACAAAUUCUCACUGAUCUAAACCUCAUCAUAACUAAGGCUUACAUAUCCUCUGAUGGUGGAUGGUUCAUGGAUGUUUUUAAUGUUACUGGCCAAGAUGGAAACAAGGUUAUAGAUGAAGCCAUUUUGGAAUACAUUAGUAAGUCUCUUGGUCCGGAAUCUUGUUUUACAUCUCCAAUGAGAGCUGUUGGGGUUAAGCAAACAUUGGACCACACUGCAAUAGAGCUUAUGGGAAGUGAUAGGCCCGGACUUCUUUCAGAAGUGAGUGCUGUUCUAACCAACCUCAAGUGCAAUAUACUGAAUGCAGAGGUGUGGACUCACAAUGCCCGUGCUGCGGCCGUGAUGCAUGUAAACGAUGAAGAAACCGGGUCUGCUAUCGCUGACCCUCAGAAGCUCUCUCUAAUCAAGGAGCUUCUAUGCAAUGUGCUUGGUGGUGGCAACAAAAAAAGGGGGGCUAAGACUGUUGUUAGUGAUGAAGUCACACAUACUGAGAGAAGGCUUCACCAAAUGAUGUUUGAUGACAGGGAUUAUGAACGGGUUAAUGAUGAUGGCUUUGAUGAAAAGCAAAGACCAAAUGUGAAUGUUGUGAAUUGGUCUGACAAGGAUUAUUCUGUAGUUACUAUUCAAUGUAAGGAUAGGCCAAAGCUUCUCUUUGACACAGUUUGUACUUUGACAGACAUGCAGUAUGUGGUUUUUCAUGCAAAUAUUGAUGCUGAGGGGCCACAAGCAUAUCAGGAAUAUUACAUCAAACAUAUAGACGGGUCCCCUGUAAAAUCAGAUGCAGAAAGACAAAGAGUGAUACAAUGUCUUGAAGCUGCAAUUGAGAGAAGAGUUUCUGAGGGUUUGAAGCUAGAACUAUGCACAACCGACAGAGUUGGUCUACUAUCUGAUGUCACGCGUAUCUUCAGAGAGAAUAGCCUCACAGUUACGAGGGCAGAAGUGACGACAAAAGGAGGCAAAGCUGUUAACACAUUCUAUGUUCGUGGGGCUUCUGGUUUUUCUGUUGAUUCCAAGACCAUAGAAUCCAUUAGGCAAACAAUUGGCAACACUAUACUUAAAGUAAAGGGUAGCCCUGAAGAGAUGAAAUCUGUUCCUCAGGAUUCUCCUACCAGAUCACUCUUUAGUGGUCUUUUCAAGUCCAGAUCAUUUGUGAACUUUGGCUUGGUUAAGUCUUAUUCUUGAGAAAGCUAUUACCACACGUGCUAUCUUUUCUUGUACAGUGAAAGAGCUUAAGAUGCAUAGGUGUUACUAGGAAGUGUGACUUUAGUUUAGGGAGUAGGAAUACCAUCAUAUCUCAAACCCCUUCAACCAGGGAAAGUGGCUUGUAAAUUCUGUAUCUCCCCUUCUUUAGGUUAGUUUGUCACUGUGGAUCCAAUCACUAGGUUGAUGAUGAAAGCAAAGAACACCCUAAUUGUGUAAAACUUGAAACAAUUAGUUUCAGGGGCAUCAUUUGUAAAUACUCAUUAAUUUUCUAGCAGCAGUUAUAAUUUCUCAUCUUGUUUUUU